Molecule: messenger RNA, 1231 nt
Organism: Neopsephotus bourkii (Bourke's parrot)
Lineage: Eukaryota; Metazoa; Chordata; Aves; Psittaciformes; Psittacidae
Gene: RAD9A
Product: RAD9 checkpoint clamp component A
Exons: 11
Coding region: 66-1196 (376 amino acids)
Biological process (GO): DNA replication checkpoint signaling; mitotic intra-S DNA damage checkpoint signaling; cellular response to ionizing radiation
Cellular component (GO): checkpoint clamp complex
Source: RefSeq, a predicted model, not a curated record
UGGCCUGCGGCAGGAGGCGCGAAGCCGCCACGUGUGCGCUGGGUCCCGGUGCCCGACCCCGCGCCAUGAAGUGCAUCAUCGUCGGUGGCAACGUUAAAGUCCUCAGCCGAGCUGUGCUCUCCCUGUCCCGUAUCGGCGAUGAGCUCUACCUGGAGCCCACUGAGAACGGGCUGUCCCUGCGCUCCAUCAACUCCUCCCGCUCCGCCUUCGCCUCCUUCCUCUUCGCCCCCAUCUUCUUCCAGCGCUACGAGGCCGGCGGCCCCGAGCCCGACACCGAGCUCUUCCGCUGCAAAGUGCUCAUGAAGUCCUUCCUGGGUGUCUUCCGCUCGCUGCCCUCACUGGAGAAGACAGUGGAGAAAUGCCUGAUCCUGCUCAAACCCCAGCUCAGCCGCUUGGUGGUGCAGCUCCAGUGCAAGUACGGCGUCACCAAGACCCACAACCUGACCUUCCAGGAGUGCGAGCGCCUUCAGGCUGUCUUUGACACCCAGCGAUGCGCCAGCAGCCUCCGCGCCCCAGCGCAGCUGUUGGUAGAGGCUGUGGUCCACUUCCCCUUGACGCUGGCCGAGGUGACGCUGAGGGUUGAUGCUGGGGGUAAGAUCACGCUCCAGAACUACGUGGAGGAUGAGGCAGAGCCCAGCAAGACGAUGGUGACGGAGCUGUGCUUGGCCAAGGAGGAGUUCGAGGCAGUGGCUGCAGUCCCGGAUUCCCACAUCACUUUCUGCCUCCGGGAAUUCCGGGGGCUGUUGAGCUUCGCAGAGGCCUCCAACCUGCCCCUCAGUAUCUACUAUGAUGCACCCGGCAGGCCGGUGGUCUUCACACUGGAUGACACCAUGCUGGAGGUCAACCUGGUGCUGGCCACCCUUUCGGACCCACAAAACACCCCCCAGCACCCCACAUCCAACGGCGUGCCCCACGUCCCCGUCCCCUCGGAUGACUUCACUGACGACCUGGAGGCCUACAUGAUCACAAUGGAAACCAGCACAAGGGACCCCCAAAACCCCACGUUCCCCCUGAGCACCCCAAAUCCCCCCCCCAGCGAUGAGGAGGAGGAUGAUGAGGACGGUGGCGCCGUACCAGGGACCCCCCCCAACAAGAAGUUUCGCUCCUUGUUUUUUGGCUCGGUGCUGACCCCGGGGGGCCCCAACCCGGCCCCAACACAGGAGGUGCUGGCAGAGGACAGCGAUGGCGAGUGCUGAGCACCCCAAAAUGCUCCCCCCCACACACAAACAGA